Uranotaenia lowii is the source of this 2631-nucleotide messenger RNA. RefSeq lists its product as uncharacterized. The transcript is spliced from 4 exons. Lineage: Eukaryota; Metazoa; Arthropoda; Insecta; Diptera; Culicidae. The record is from RefSeq and is a predicted model, not a curated record. The coding region runs from base 140 to 2554 and encodes 804 amino acids.
UGUUUUUCGCCAUUUUUACUGUUUUUUCUGAACGCUGGCUCUCAUGUUGGACAAAAAUUAAUUUUAGUACUGAAUAAGUAGAUAAAAACCACUUUAUUCGGCAAUACAUUAAAUUUUUUCUCUUUAUUCGGUUAGUAGAAUGGCUGAAUUUGAAAAGUCAAUCGAAAUAAAGUUGUCCGAGGCUCGUAAGAAGAGUGAAAUGAAGACCGAAAGUGUAGCCCAGAAUAACCCCGGUAGGGCCGAUGUAGAUACUAAAAGUUCCCCAACAGUAUCGAAUGUCGAUGGUAAAGAUAAAGACACCAAUAUGAAAAAAUCUGUAAAUGAUAAAGGUUCUUCGAGUUUAAAAAGUUCUUUAAAGAGUAGUGAAUCUAUGAAGGAUUUGAACGUAAAAACCAAGGCUUCAGCCGAUAUUAGUAGAACCAACGAUGACAAAAAACUCGCUGACAAGGAUAAAAUGCAAGAAAGGCAGGCAGAUCGUAGCACGCGAGAUAGAUCGAAAAGUCCUAGAUCUCGAGCACGUUCCCCAUCCCUUAGGUCAUACAUUAGGUCUACGAGAAGUCCUCCCUGGCGUCACACAAGAAACUACAGUCCACGUAGACGAUCUCGAAGCCCUAGAGGAACUCGAAGAAGAUCCCCUAGCCGGUCGCGCCGCAGUCGAAGUCGGAGCCCAGGUAGUCGUUCACGGCGAAGCCCGGUUAGGAGCCGGGAUCCAAAAGCAUUGAUUGCAAAGAAAAGUUUCCUUGACGAUUUGGCGGUCAAGUUUGCACAAGAGGGCAAAGAAUUUCCGGAACUUGAGCAAUAUCGGUGUGAAAUAAACAACCAGUUUGUGUCGUAUCCCACGAGGCAUUAUGCACACAACUCCAAUGAUUCCAAUUUCAACCCUUCUAUUCCUCAAAUGUUCAUGGACAGUGAUAUGGGUUCGUCUCUUAUGGAUGGUCAAAUAAUGAUGACCGAUCCAUACAAUGCAGUAACGGUGCCGUAUGAAUUGAACCCAGUGCCACCUCAGGAGGUCUUCGAAACUACUACCUCUUCUAGCCUAAUAUCGUAUCCCAUAGCUUAUGGAGUUCAGCAGCACGAUAUAGAGCCAGAUAUGUUUAAACAGUUUCCAACACAGCCUGAGGCUCCUGUUAUAAAAAAGAAAAAACCGGCGGAAAAGAGUAAUUUAGAUACGGUCCCAUUCCAACCCUUGGAAAGAGGCACUAAAUUCAAAGUAAAAUCGCAUAUCACCCAAGCAAUUCAAAUACUCGGAGAUUUGGAGAUGUCCUUUAGACGAUCCGGCAAGUUUUUGUACCGUGCUCCUACGCUUAAUACCAAUAACGUGAACAAAAAUCGUUCUGUAUUGCUACAAAGUUCGAGGAACGCAGUAUUUGCGUUUACUUGUCGUUCGCGCGAGCCAAAUGAUCCGUACGGUAAUGUGCCACCAAAGUUGAAAAAAAUCAUCAAUAGUCUCUGUCUAGACGAAGGGAUUAUUUCCCAGAAGAUUUCCGCUCGUCAUAAAAAAAUAAAUGACGCCAUUGCCUUGCAACGUCAGAAAGUUGCAGUCGAAAAAGAUAUCCGGAUUAAACAAACGCCUAAAGUAAGUCCUGGGCCAUUGUUGGUCAAGGCCGCUAAGCCUGAAACUUCAGCCUGUACUGAAUGCUUAAUCCGGAAGAUCAAGGUUAAAGCAAACAGUUCAACUCAGACGCCUUCCGCUCGGGUUGUUGAUUCCUUUGUGCAAACCAAUCCUACACCACUAAAUGCUGUUUCAGAAUUUGGUUCUAUAAAUGAACUUACUCCGAAUCAGGUUCGUGCAGUGAGUGAGUUGAUCAAAUACAUCAAAUUGACUGCCACCAGUGGAACAGUGGAAGAAAUGCGUAAUGCGAUGCGGAAUGAUCAAGUUCAAACACUUAACAGCGACCUUCGUACUGCAUACAACUAUUUUGACAACAUGGUCGAAAGAAAAAAACGAAUGGAACAUCGAGAAAUUUCAGCUGGACAAAAAACCGCCAAUACUACCUAUAAUUCCUACCACCAAAAGCACUACGAAGAAGCACAUGCACAGGUUGAUCUUACGAAUGAGAAACAACCACAAUGCUACGAGAACGAUCCCAAUGAUGAUUAUGAUCAGUUUCACCGUAAUAUGCAAGAGUAUGACGAUCUACAGGAACAGUUUAAAGAUCCAAGUCAAUCAUCAGAAAAAACGGAGUCAUUGGUUGAGGAACAAGAAGUGGAGAACUAUUACGAUGACAAUUUUGAUCUCGAGGUUGGUCAAUCUUUUCAGAGUUUUUCUAAAAGUCAGCAACUCAACACAUUCAGACAAAUUGCAGCUGGAAUCGGUUUCGAUUUCAGUGGUGCUUUGCCAUCAAAAUCCACUAAUCCAUCGAAAAAAACUUUCAAGCAAAGUGGCAAAGUGUCUGGUGCUUCACAUCUUACGCCUGGUGUAUCAACAAUCCCAUUCAACAAAGCCGCUGUUAAAAACCAUCGCGGCAAAGGCAACAAGGGCAAAGGAAAUUUCCAAGCACGGUCGGCCCCCAAAUUACAGUCUACAGCAGCAACUAAAACAAAUAUACAUUAGUUGAAUAGUUUCGUAUAUUUCAAUGGAUUGUAACUGAAUAACUAAAUGUCAAAUAAAGGAUGAAUUCUUUUAAAAAA